Molecule: messenger RNA, 4170 nt
Organism: Bursaphelenchus xylophilus (pine wood nematode)
Lineage: Eukaryota; Metazoa; Nematoda; Chromadorea; Rhabditida; Aphelenchoididae
Source: the annotation of a GenBank genome assembly
AUGACGGGUCCAAGUCUCAGCACGCCAGAUCUGGAGAACGGAUAUGGAGGCGAACAGAAGCGAAUUCAAAAGGUCCCUUCAUGUCAUCGUAUAUUUCACGUGGAAAAAAUAGGCGCAUCAACGCAGUCAAUCCCCUCCAAGGAUGAUCCCGACUCUACACCGUUAUUGGACGACGCGCCGCCAUUGGAACAGGAGAGAAUUGGUGAGUUAUCAAAGGAAAACUUUGUUUUGCGCUUUGCUUACAUACUCUUGCAUACUAAAUAGUAAAUAUCGGAAGGCUGACCUGACUUUGAGCUUUCAACCGCGUAUUCUGUGUUUGCAAUCAGUUUUUAUAUGUUGCACUUAAAGAAUUCGCCUUUAUCAGUUGUCUGUCACACCAGAAUUUGUCUUAAAAUAAUAGAAUUAUCAGCUCGGAACGAUAAAUUACUCACGAAAACGAACUUCGUAAUACGGGGUUUACAUUGAUAAGACGAUUACAAGCUAGUUUACAUAAAAAAAUGACGGGGAAACAGUUGAUGUGGGAGUGCGGUUUUAGGGUUUGUAAUGGAAAGACCUAGACUAACAAGUCGCGGCAGAUUUCAAUCAUUAUUGUUACUGAAUUCAGAUGAUCAUGGAUUCGGAUUUGGCUCCUUUCGGCAUAAAGCCCGGGAGAAUAACCUGGCGCUGUACGAGAAUGAACCGCAGAGCAAUUUUCUGAAUGCAUUGGUCGGUGGAUACACGACUCCGGGUCCGCAAGAACGAGCAGCGAGCAAAAAUGCCAAGGCUAAGGUAAGCUGUUGAUUAUGGUCAAUGAGUUGGUCUUCUGUUAACAUCGAUUAUCGUUUCUUCCAGGCCGAUCUUGGUGUCAUGUUGGGCGUAUAUCUCCCAACCAUCCAACACAUCUUGGGUGUUACAAUGUUCAUCCGUCUCGGCUGGUGUGUGGGAGUUGCCGGUGUAGGAGAGACCUUUGGAAUGUUGUUCUUAUGCUGCGUUUGUGUAAGUGACUACUCCAUUGCAUUGUGAAUCCAUCCAUUUCAGACCUUUUUGACUUGCAUAAGUUUAUCCGCUGUCGCCACCAAUGGCGUCAUUGAAAGCGGAGGUGCCUAUUUCAUGAUAAGUCGAAAUCUCGGGCCAGAAUUCGGAAGUUCAGUGGGAAUCUUGUUUUAUCUGGCAAAUACAGUAGCCACAGCCAUGUAUCUGGUGGGUGGAGUUGAAAUAUUGUUGCUGUACAUCUUCCCCGACCUUACCAUUGGAGGCUCUGCUGUCCACACUGAUACCGGUACGUCCUUCUGUUUUGUUUAUGAUUGCUUUUAGGGCCAAUGGGAAUGAUGACGCAUAAUCUUCGACUUUAUGGCACGAUAUUGGUUAUUAUCGAAUUCUUGAUCGUCGCCAUGGGUGUGAAGUUUGUGCAAUUACUAGCCCCCGUUUCCCUAUUCUGUGUGAUCUGCUCAAUUCUUGCAUGUUAUGGUGGAGCCAUCGAGAAGAGUCUCAGUCCCGAUGCUGGUCAACGGUGAGCAUCUAUGAGACAACAUUAAUCUUUUUUUAUUUCUUGUUUUAAUACGGUCUUAUUUCAGUGUCUGUAUGAUUGGGCCACAUCUCCUUCAAUCAAAGGCUUUUAUGCCCGAAAACUCCACUCUGGCAGAUGUCUGCAAUUAUUGUUCUCCAACGUAAGUGAUAUUUGUUUUAUUUUUAUCUUCCUUUAGGAAUGAACUUCUCCUCAAUAACUUGUGCCUCGGGUCUAAUUUAACCAAAGCGUGUAAACAUUCGUGGAACAUAUCGGAACUGGCGUGUGUGAACGGUUAUCCCGGAGGGCACAGCACUCUAAUCGACAAUCUUGGGAGCACUUAUCCACACGUCAAUGAAUACCUUCAGAAUCAGGAAGCCGACACUACGGUGGAGAUCUUCCAAGAUGCAAAGACGUCAUUCUUCCUCAUCCUGGCGAUCUACUUCCCUGCGGUCACUGGCAUAUUCACAGGAACAAACAUGUCUGGCGAUCUGAAGAACCCACAGAAAUCCAUCCCUGGUGGAACAAUCGCCGCUCAGUUGACAACUUCCUUUGUUUACUUUUCGUUGGCCUUAGUGUUUGGAUUCACAAUUAAUCCAGCAUUACUCAGGGAUAAGUAUGGGCAGUCAUUGAAUGGUGGAAUGGUUACUGCAUAUCUGGCAUGGCCUUCGCCUUGGGUUCUCCUCAUCGGGUCUUUCUUGUCAACGUUCGGAGCCGCUCUUCAGUGCCUUUGCAGUAAGUCCUUCCUUAUUCUUAUCGCAAUUAUGAAUUCCGGAAAGGCUGUGUUUGUUUUAUAGGUGCUCCUCGGCUUCUUCAAUCGAUUGCCAAGGAUGAUGUGAUCCCGAUCCUCGCUCCGUUUGCCAAGGUCACCAAAUCCAACGAGCCCUUCAACGGCCUCAUCAUUACUACCAUUAUCGCCGAGCUUGGCAUCUUGUUAGGUGCUAUGGACUCUAUCGCUGCUGUUGUCGACUUCUUUUUCUUGAUGUGCUACGCCUUUGUGAACUUGAUCUGCGCCAUGCAUUCAAUUCUCGGAGCUCCCAACUGGCGUCCUCGUUACACAUACUACCAUUGGAGUCUGUCCUUGUUGGGUGCCGCUCUCUGUUUCUUCAUUAUGUUCUCUACUCACAUCGAGUAUGCCAUUGCUUCGAUUGUUCUUUGUUUGGCAAUCUACAAGUAUGUUGAGUACAAAGGAGCCAAGAAGGAAUGGGGAGACGGGUUCAGAGGACUGGCCUUGAGUACCGCCCAGUACAGUAUCCAAAAGAUUGAUGAGAACAAAAAGGACGCCAAGAACUGGAGACCACAAUUGUUGUUGUUGCACUCGAUGCCUUGGUCCAAGGAGAUGUUGGAUGUGAGAUAUCUGAACUUAUUGAACCUGGCAGCCCAAAUGAAGGCCGGAAAGGGAUUGACAAUGGUCGUUUCUUUCAUUCGUGGAGAUUCAAGCACUCAGGCGGAUGUUGAGAGAGCUCAGGAGGUGAGUAUUGAAGGGAAUAGGAGGAGUGCAAGAUAAUGAGCUUUGAUUUUAUUGUUUAUUUGUUUUAGAUCAAGAACAGAAUGAAGAAAGACAUGGACUCGGUCAGACUUCGAGGAUUUCCUAAGAGCAUUCUGUACAAUGAAGAUCAGAUCAGAGGUUGUGUUAAUACUCUCAUCCAGUCAAUUGGUAUUGGAGGUCUCAGACCCAACACACUCAUGUUGAGCUGGCCCACAAAGCCUUCGGACAAUGACGGUUCAGCCACCAUGGAGUACAAUACCUUUAUUGGUAAGUGCCUCAUUCCUUUCUUAUUGCCUUUUAUCCUUCAGAUAAACUUUUGGUCGGAACUUUGAAUGGAAUGGCUUUGAUCGUUGCUAAGGGAAUCACCGACUUCCCGGACCGUAAGAUCACCGGAACCAUGGAUGUGUACUGGAUUGUGAAGGACGGUGGUCUGUGUUUGCUAAUCGCUUUCCUCCUCAGGCAGCACAAAGUAUGGAGAGGAUGCAAGCUCCGUGUGAUGUGUGUGGCUGGAAGCAGCGAGAACAAUGUCAGGAUGAGGGAUGUGCUCAAGAAAUACAUCUACGAACUCCGUAUUGAUGCCGAGAUCAAGGUCGUUGACAUGAAUGAAUCUGCCGCCACAGAAGAGGCCUUUGUCAGAACCUUGUACAUGGAAGACAGAAAUAAAUUGUUGAGAGAGUUGAGGCAGAAUAUGAGGGAUGGAGCUGAUCAUCAACUGACUACAGGAUCUAUUGAUGUAAGUUGAAUAAUCUUGUGCGGUGAUGCAAUGCGUUGAACGCUGAUGUAAUAUUAUGCUGUUGCAGUCUCGACGGGGGGCUAGCUCGGAUGCCGCGGAUACGCCAACCUCGGAGAAUGGUGGAAACAUGGACACUAUUAACUCGACCUCAUCCCGCUUUGAUCAUCUCGACAAGAAGAAGGUCUUCAAGAUGCAAACUGCCAUCCGAUUGAACGCGAUGAUGAAGGAGAAUUCGGCGGAUGCUCAGCUCGUUAUCAUCACUUUGCCAAAAGCCCCAAGAGGAGAAGAAGGUGAGUUUAGAUGGUUAUUUUUUUAGUAGGGAUUGAUUAUUGACUCAUAAUAAAUGACCAUUUGGUUUCAGCCGCUCACGACUUUUUCCACUACAUGGAAGAGAUGAGCUCGGGUAUCAAGAGAAUGUUGUUCGUCCGCGGAACCGGAGACGAAGUCAUUACCGAAUCCUCAUGA